Molecule: messenger RNA, 2212 nt
Organism: Oncorhynchus gorbuscha (pink salmon)
Lineage: Eukaryota; Metazoa; Chordata; Actinopteri; Salmoniformes; Salmonidae
Product: zinc finger protein AEBP2-like
Exons: 9
Coding region: 82-1617 (511 amino acids)
Biological process (GO): regulation of transcription by RNA polymerase II
Cellular component (GO): ESC/E(Z) complex
Source: RefSeq, a predicted model, not a curated record
GCCAGUCGUGCGACAAAUGACGAUGGGCAGUACAGCAAUAGCUGUGGAAAUCGUGAACGUAGCCAUUGGUGUUCUGCAAACAUGGCUACCGAUGCUUCUGAGUUGGAGACUCCCGUAUUGAGCGAGGACAACAGCGAAAUGCUUACAGAAAAGACCGAAAGGGAAAAGCAGCAAGAUCCAGAAGCAGUGAAAGAUGAGGCAGGUGAUAGCUGUGUUGAUGCACCGCUGAAAAUGGCGGAAGCGGUUGAGGAGUGCGUGCAAGAUGGAGAAGUAGGGGAUGCGAAACCUGCUGCAGAGGAGGCCGUGGCUGCCCGAGCGGUAGCGGCUGCGGAAGCGGUAGUGGUGGUGACAGUGGCAACAACAGUCGCAGCGGCAACAAGGGACGCGAAUGAUGACGUGGUGGUGGGAUGCCAACUUGCCAAAUCAGAGGAAGAUAGCCUGGGCCCGGAGGAUGAUGUUGAUACCAGUGAUAAUGUUUUUGACGAUACGGUAAAUGAAAUAGAAAUGAAACCAGAAGAGCCGAGAGAAGAGCGCCAGUUGCCUGUUAUAGUGAGUUGCGUGAAAGGCAAAGCCACCAGUGAGGAUGCCCCGGAGUCUGCGGAAGAGAAAACAAACACAGGAGGCGGGGGGCUUGCGGUUGGGGACAAGAGGAGAGCCAGUGUAGAAAUGUCAUCCUCGGACGGAGAGCCACUCAGCCGGAUGGAUUCAGAGGACAGUGUCAGCAGUACCCUAAUGGACAUGGAGAGCACGGUAUCCAGCGGGCGUUCCACCCCAGCCAUGAUGAAUGGACAGGGCAGUGCCGCCCAGUGCCACUCCACUACCAAGGGCCAGGCGGUUGGCUAUACCUGUUGUUGGGACCAGUGUGGCCUCUGCUUCACCUGCAGCCCUGACCUGGCUGAACACAUCAGGGGCAUGCAUGUCGAUGGACAAAGAGGAGGGGUGGGUAGAACCAGGGUGUUUGUGUGUCUGUGGAAGGGCUGUAAGGUGUACAACACCCCUUCCACCAGUCAGAGCUGGCUCCAGAGACACAUGCUGACACACAGCGGAGACAAACCCUUCAAGUGUGUGGUCGGGGGCUGCAAUGCCAGUUUCGCGUCCCAGGGGGGGCUAGCGCGCCAUGUUCCCACCCACUUCAGCCAGCAGAGCUCCUCUAAGCUGUCCAGUCAGGGCAGACUGAAGGAGGAGUCACCCUCUAAGGCUGGGCUUAAUAAGAGAAAGAAACGAAUCCUGAUGAACAAACGCAGGCGCUCCCUACUGUCUCCUCUCCCACCAGCGAGGCCCCAUGACUUCUUCGAUGCCCAAACCAUGGACGCCAUCAGACACCGGGCUAUCUGCCUUAACCUGGCCACACACAUGGAGAGCACAGGCAAUGGACACAGUGUGGUGUUCCACAGCACGGUGAUAGCCAGGAGGAAAGAGGGCUCUGGGAAGGUAAAGGUGCUACUCCACUGGACUCCAGAGGACAUCCUGCCUGAUGUGUGGGUGAACGAGACGGAGCGUUGUCAGCUGAAGACAAAAGUGGUUCACUUAUCCCAGCUACCACAAGACACCGCUAUGCUACUAGACCCCAACAUCUACAGAGCGUUACCACAGAAGCAGCUGAAGCGAAGUCUGUAAGGAGUCUUCUGUGGACAGAGGACUACAGAAGGGAAGAACUCCUGUUCUUAGGAUGUGGGUCUAUAUGGGAGCCUCUACGUCUGUCGUUCCUUGAAAGGAGGAGACUAGCAGAAGGGACCGUGGACAGAGGAGAGAUGUUACAUCCUUUUUCUGGGUAGAGUAGAGAAUGUUUCCUCUUUCCUCUGUAUUUUUAAACCCACCACUGCAUCAGUCUGCAGUGAAAGUGGGUUAACCAUUUAAAAUGGUUCUGUUCUUUAAAAGGUAAUGAAUGUUUUAUAUUAAGUUCUAAACUUGAAAAGAAAAACAUGUAUAAAUGAUUUUAAGUGUACUACUAAAACUAUGGUUUGGUUGUUAUACACAACUGCGUAAAGAAAUAGUUUAAUUGUGUAGAAAGUAACAUACAGCAUUUUUUGUAGACAUUGUUCAUCUUGUAAAUAUUUUUUGCAGAUUUGUUAUUUUUAUACCAUGAAAUACUGUAGUUUAUUGUGAAUUUUUUAUUUUUAAGCAUAAUGUGUAAUUAUUGUUUCAAUGUGAAAGCUCUUUUUGUAACCUAUUAUUGUUGAAAUUAUGUCAAAUUAAAUCAUCAAUCCAUAUA